Messenger RNA from Anopheles cruzii, 1056 nucleotides. RefSeq names its product solute carrier organic anion transporter family member 4A1-like. Gene Ontology annotation, molecular function: protein binding. Gene Ontology annotation, cellular component: membrane. Gene Ontology annotation, biological process: transmembrane transport; sodium-independent organic anion transport. NCBI's taxonomy places the organism in Eukaryota, Metazoa, Arthropoda, Insecta, Diptera, Culicidae. The record is from RefSeq and is a predicted model, not a curated record.
AUGUUGGAUCGCACCGAGGACACCACCACCACCCACUCAAAGGUGUGGGUCGGUGCCUGGUGGAUAGGAUUCGUUUUUAUGGCCGCCUUCUGUCUGCUAGCCAUCCCCAUCCUCAUCCUCGCGUAUCCGUCCGCGCUGCCAGGUUCCGAGAAGCUGGAGAAAGUGUCCGAGGCGCACAAGGGCGACACUGAAGGCGAACGGCAGGAAGCGUUCACCAAGAUCAAACAGAUUCCUCGGGCACUGCGCGGCGCUUCCGAGGGACUGGUCAUUUCCGGGUUUGCCGUGUUCCUGCCAAAGCUGAUCGAGAACCAGUUCAGUGUGACGGCUGUCUGGUCAGCGCUGUUGAUGGGUAUCAUAACAGUUCCUGCGGGUGGCGGAGGGACGUUUCUGGGUGGUUAUCUGGUGAAGAAGUUGCACCUGUCCUGUUCGGGGAUCAUCAAGUUCUGUUUGUUUGCCACAAUAUUUGCGGCCCUUUUCACGCCGGAGUGACUCUCUGCACGAUAAUUUAGAAAAUCCUCACGCACAAAGCACGAGUACUAUGUGCCGAAGAGGCCAGAAAGUCUGGACAGCGCGUGCAACGAUCGGUGUGCUUGCAGUCUCCGAAACUACGAACCCAUUUGUGGCGCGGAUGGUGUAAUGUACUUUUCACCCUGCCAUGCCGGUUGCAGUGAGGAGAUUAAUCUGGAAAACGCAAAAGUGUAUCGGGACUGCACCUGCAUCAAUGCGACCUUCUACAGUAGCUACGAUGCGGUCAACACCAUGUGCCAGUCGCAGUGCAACCAUCUGUGGAUCUUUGUCGUGCUCUGUUUCCUGGUGAUGUUUUUCACCUUCCUCGCAACGAUGCCAGCCCUAUCCGCCACGCUUCGGUGUGUCCACGACGAUCAGCGGUCGUUUGCCCUUGGCAUACAGUGGAUCAAGGUCCGGGUGCUGGGCACCAUUCCUGCCCCGAUGAUCUUCGGGCGCCUGAUUGACGAAACUUGCAUCUUGUGGCAGGAGUCGAGCUGCGAAGAUCAGGGCGCUUGUUUGGUGUAUGAUAAUGCCUUCAUGAGCAAGUGA